ACAUUUUUUGUUCAUGACGUUCAACGGUAUUCCUGCCAUUAGCCGGCGAUGUGACCGGCAUUCGAAAGUUCCGCGUACCGCGAAAUUUUUGGCGACCAUUAUCCUUUGACUCGUCAGCGGAAUUCCUCCCCUCCAGGCGGGCACGUGGAACAAGUUUCAAAGGCAGGUGCAACUUGCCUCCGUAGUGUCAAAGACACGCAUUCUCUUCUGAAAAGCGAAACUCUCUCGACCAGAUUUUAAAUCACAAUUUUUUAAUUCCUCAUGGACUCCACUCAAAUUCAAAGUUCCAGCUGAUAGUUCACUUUUCUUUCAAUCGUUGAAAGUUUCAUUUCGGAGUUUCAUUCGUUCUACUUAAAAAAAAAAGAAAGUACGUGGGAGUCGAAACUCCAUUGUGUACGUCCUCGAGUGAUUUAACCCGAAACAAAACAAACGUACGUACUCAAACUGACAGUUGUGACAGCUCUGAAUAAAUUCCAAACAUUCGAAAACACAUUCCUAAUCUUAAUUUUUUAAUAUACUUGUUACUUUUUUUAUCGCGAAGUGUUUUUUCCGUGUGACUAAGUGAAGUGUAGUUAUAGAGUUAAUAAUUAUAAGAAGUGUUUAUUAAAAAAGUUUAUAAGGACAUUUCAUUAAGUUUAUAAUAAGAAAAUUGAUCGCGAAAGGAAUACGUAGGUAGGGGGUUAGAAAAAUUAAAGAUAGUGAAAAGUUAGGAGGUUUUGGUACUGGAAAUCAACGGAACGGGAUGAGGCACUACUAAGUGAUCUCUCUGAAAGAUUUCAUCAAGAAGAAUAUCGUGAUUCGGAGCAGGGGCGUGUGGCAUCGUUUUAUUUGGAGCAUUGUGGAUUGGGAGAAAUGUCCACAAAGUUGAAAAGGGAACCGGUAACCGGUUAUGUCAUUGGCUGGAAACUGGAUCGUGGAGCGUGUUGACUUACAACAGAUGAAGAAGCGUGCCGAUAUCUGAGAGAGAGGUCGACGAAGUGUGCUAGACACGAGAGAGGAAAAAAGGGCGCCUCUCUCUUUCAUCCCCACCACUAACCGGAACUCAUAUGCUCAUACACGCGCGGAAAACGCGUGCAGUCUGCGAAGACAUCGAAAUGGUGGAGCUCAGUGGUAGUGGUCAGCCAACAGCCAUGGGAGUCAUGGGACUCGGAUCCGUGAUAUCAGCCGCGACAUCAUCGUCUUCCUCGUCGACGACAACUACGGGCGCGUCGUCAUCGACGUCGGGUCGCGCGGGUAUUCUUGAAACUCAAGUUCGUGGUCAGUGGUACCGUGUUUUCGUGUCUCUCGAGGACGAUUACUUGAGCAUUUCUCUUGACGAAAGUUGUGACGAUCCCACAGGGAUGAACGGUAACAUAAACAAUAACAAUAUUGACAGUCUGAAUGAUCCCGAUGUACCGGAUUCAGUGGCUAAUCAAACAAGGGUAGUGCGCGUUAUGAAAAGUGACAAUAACGGUCUCGGGAUUUCGAUCAAAGGUGGGAAGGAAAACAAGAUGCCUAUUCUGAUUUCGAAAAUCUUUAAGGGAAUGGCAGCAGAUGCAACGGAACAACUUUAUGUUGGUGAUGCCAUUCUUGCUGUCAAUGGUGAAGAUCUUCAAGAAGCUACACAUGAUGAGGCUGUUAAGGCCCUGAAGAGGGCUGGCAAGGUCGUCGAACUUGAAGUAAAAUAUCUCAGAGAGGUGACACCUUACUUCCGGAAAGCUUCGAUUAUACAGGAAGUUGGAUGGGAAUUGCAACGCGGUUUUCUGAGUGCCACCCCACCACCACCAAAGUCACCCCCAAGAGCAGACACUAGGUAUCUACCUCUUCAGCUCUGUAGACUGACGAGAUCACACCCUUCGACGGAUCCUGAAGGGCGAAUUUUGGAACUUCAUUCUCCUGAUGGAGUGCACGAGUGUUGGCUGAGAGCCUCUGACAAUACGGAGGCGAAUGUCUGGUUUAACGCUCUACAUUCAGCUCUAGCAUCUCUCACGUUGAAAGCCUUGAGACUGGCUUCAGCGCUUCCGGAUCCUCCGCAACUUCAGCACAUCGGGUGGCUAGCCAGGAGGCACUGUGUUCAGAAUGGUGGAGCCAGUAGCGAAAGUAGCGAGGAUGGAGCCGGAAGUAGUGCGAGCACGUCCCGGGGUGGAGGAAGUGGAUUUGGUACCGGCUGUACCGGCGGAUGGCGAAGCGUCUUCGGAGCAGUUUCCGGUCGAGAGCUCAGGCUUUACGAAUGCGCACCCUGGAGUCCAGAAGCCUGGGCGUCUCCAAGUAUUACCUGUCCCCUCAUUGCCACAAGGCUCGUCUCUACAACAAUGAGGCAAAAUGAACCCUCCUCGAGCAAUUCGACAUCCCAACAUGGAGCGACAUUUGCAGUCAGAGUUGGAACUAUUGAUGGUGUAAUAACACACAAUCUACGAGCAGAAACCAGAAGAGAUUUGGCUGCAUGGGCUAGGGCCAUUGUCCAAGGGUGUCAUACUGCAGCACUUUCGCUUCGAGACUACACAGUUCGUUGUGUCUGGCAAGGCAGAGCUUGUCAACUAAUUGUUAACCACGAAGAUGGUUUCACCCUUUAUGCAGCUGGGGCAAGAGGGAUUGGUGGAUCUGGUGUCAGUCCUGGUUCGCCACCUACUCCAUUAUGGCGAAGAUCUUUUGACAAACUGAAAAUGUCAGCUGACGAUGGAGCCAGGCUCCUCUGGCUUGACUUUUGUGGCGAAGAUGGUGAAAUUGAAUUGGACCUUGAAAGCUGCCCGAAGCCGAUAGUCUUCGUUUUGCACAAUUUUCUCUCUGCGAAGAUACAUCGCCUUGGAUUAACUGCAUAGGGGUACGAGGGGGCCCCCAUGGAGGCCCCCGAUCUACCUCCCCACACAACUAGGUCUGUAACUAGCGUCUUUCUGCAUUAAAAAGAAAAAAAUCGAUUAAUAGUCUAUUAAACAAAGAAAGAAAAAUAAAUAUCUCAAAGAUCACGAUGGGGAGGGUGAAACUUUAAAUUUUAAUUUUAAUUUUCUUACACCUUAUACCUCACUCUCGUAUUGAAAUCCAUUAAGUUAUUACAAGUUUUUCAAUUUAUAUCACCUACCUAUAUUAGGUUAGGAUUAAUAUAAUAUUCUCUCUAUUAUUUUUCCAUUAAUUUAAUUUUCUUCCGGUGGUCAGAUUGUUUUUUCCGAAUGGCUGGGGAACCACUGAUUAAUCUCUUCUAUAUUUUAUUUUAUAAGAAUUUUGAAAAGUCAUCCUUAAAAUAAAUAAUUAAUCAAAAUGGAACUUUGAAGUCUGAAUUUUAAAAUACAAGUGGUUCACAUUUGGAGAAAACAUAUUAUCAACUAGUUAUGUAUCGUUGCUAAAUAUAAUUUGGAUAAUAAUAAUAAUAAUAAUAAUAAUAAUGACCAUUUAAUUUAUGUUGAUUUAAUUUAUUUUAUUUUAAUUAAUUUUAAUCCCACGAAGAAUUCGUGAUCUUUGUAGUAAUGGCGAUCGCAAUCGCGAGCCAACGACUUUAACAUAAGAAAGUAUAAAUAAAGAGAAAGAAGUGAGAAUGACAAGAGGUAAUGUAACGAUAAUCGAUUCGAAGCCAUCCAGGAAAUGAUUUUCGAAAUUAACGGAGGAUUUUAGGGAAUUACUAAUAAAGGAGUGGAUCAGCUGAUGAAAUCCACAAUAGUUGAAAAUAAAAUAAAGGAGUAGGAUAUAUCGAAAAUCGCUACUAAUCAACGCGCCUAACUAAGUAACUGAUUAACCUAAUUAUCGAUAAAAUAAUUAACGAAUUAUUAUAACAAAUUAAAAUGAAAAUAAAAAUGAACAGAAGCGCUCAUCGGCGGAUCCGAUCAGUAGAGGGGAGCUCGCUUGGCCUAGUGAUCAGAAAAGUUGGAGGACAAAAGAGACUUUCGAGUCUCCUAUUUUCUAAGGACGACGCGGCAUUUGUUAAAGAUCGAUGUAAAGUAUUGUAAAAGUGAAUCUUUAAAUUUUCUGAUGUAAGCUACUCUUUGGCAGUCUAUCCCCCGAACUCAGAGAGAUUGGGGCCGCCCUUAAACACAAAUCCGGAUCCGUUCCUGAUCGUGCAAUCGCAUGACAAAACUAUUAUGAAAGUGCGAAAUUGAAACUGUAUGGGGAGAAUGUGUUGUGUAAAUUUAGUGACUAAUUUAUUCAUUGUUACCGCUCACCGCUCGCUGGCUAUUCCCAAAUAAUCUUAUAUUUAUAAUUUCACCAAUAAAGUCAAGUAAAUAAGGGAGCGUUCAAAUAUUAUUUACGUAACAUUUUUCCUAUAUCUUUUUAACACCCUACUGAGGGCACAUUGAUAUACGUGCAAUUUCAGAUAAGCUUAAAAUGUUUCAAUUUUAAAGUGAUGAAUGGUGCAGUUUGAGAUUAUUAUAGUUUGAAAGCCUUUAAUUUUUUAUUUUAAAAUUCU
Molecule: messenger RNA, 4372 nt
Organism: Belonocnema kinseyi
Lineage: Eukaryota; Metazoa; Arthropoda; Insecta; Hymenoptera; Cynipidae
Gene: Syn1
Product: beta-1-syntrophin
Exons: 8
Coding region: 1047-2798 (583 amino acids)
Cellular component (GO): intracellular anatomical structure; dystrophin-associated glycoprotein complex
Molecular function (GO): structural molecule activity; protein binding
Source: RefSeq, a predicted model, not a curated record